CGAGCGGCGCCUCCGCCCGUGCGCCCCCCUCCUCCCGCGCCUCCGCCCGCCCCCUCAGCCGCGGCUUCUCUUUCUUCCCAUUUUCUGUCCCUUUUCUCUGGUGGACUCUCCAGCGGCCUCUCCCCUUUCCCCACACCUGGGGCUCCUCGGCCCGUCCUUGCUUCUGGAGCUGGGGCUGCCCGCGCUCCCACCCGCCGCCGGAGCCCUGCCCCUGCCCGGCCCCUGCCCCGUGGAGGGGGCCCGCGCCCGCCAGCCUCCAACUCCUGGGAGGAAAACUUUUUGAAGCAGAACCCUACAACAUGCAUCUGGGACAACUGCCCUUGACGCUUUUGGCGCUUAUGUGCAGGGACACCUCGGAAACCUGUACUGCACGUCUUCAUAUUAAUGCCCUUGAAGGGGAACCUUUCUUUCUGAAAUAUUGCCCAUUUUCUCCUGGGCAUAAGAAUGAACCAAACACCACAAAGUGGCUCAAAAGCAAUGACUCACAUGGAGAAGUUGAGCUCCGCUCAAGCAGUUCACCCAGAAUGACUUUGCAUGAUUAUGUUUUGGAGUUUUGGCCAGUUGAGUUGGAUGACAGUGGAUCUUACUUUUUCCAAAUGGGAAAUCAUACUCAUGAAUGGAGACUAAAUGUCAUCAGAAGAAGUAAACACAACUGUUUUACUGAAAAACAAGUAAUUAGUAAAACUGUGGAAGUUGGAAAGGCUUUGCAGGUGGACUGUAACCAUAGUUACUAUCGAAACCUGGUCAACAGAACGGCACUGUAUAAGAACUGUGAAAAGAUAGAGAACAAUAAAAACCCAUCUUUAAAGAAGAACGCAGAGUUUAAAGACCAGGGAUAUUACACCUGCGUGUUUUUCCUUCAUCACAAUGGGAAGCUAUUUCAUGUCACCAGCACCUACAAUAUAACAAUAGUUGAAGGUCACAGUACUGUCAUUCCAGUUAUUCUUGGACCAGAGAUUAACCACGUUGAAGUGGAAUUAGGAACAGAUGUGCAGCUGAACUGCUCUGCUUCGCUGAAUGAAAAGGAUCACGUCUAUUGGAACUUCCUUAGAGACGAUGGGCAGGACCCAAAUGAGCACGAAGGGGAGGAAAUAAAGGCCAGGACUUCAGAAGGCAAAUGGCAUGCUUCAAGGAUAUUGAGAAUUGAGAAUAUUAAUGAAAAAAACCUAAAUUUUUCAUAUAAUUGCACUGUGUCCAGCGAGAAAGGCCUAGACACGAAACGCUUCGUCUUAUUGAUAAAAGAUCGGGGUGACAUCCCAGGCCAUGUCUUCACUGGAGGAAUGAUCACAGCGGUUGUGAUCUCGGGGGGAGUUGUGUGCCUAGUGAUUGUGGCUGUUAUUUAUAGAAUUGACUUGGCUCUAUUUUAUAGACAUUUCAUGGGAAGAGAUGAAACAUUAACAGAUGGGAAGACAUACGAUGCCUUUGUGUCCUACCUGAAGGGGCGCCGGCCUGAGCACGGGGAGGAGCGUGCCUUCGCUGUGGAGGUCUUGCCCCGGGUGCUGGAGGAGCGCUUCGGGUAUAAGUUAUGCAUAUUCGAGAGGGAUGUGGCACCUGGAGGAGCUGUUGUUGAUGAAAUCCAUUCACUGAUAGAGCAAAGCCGAAGACUAAUCAUCGUCCUAAGUACAAGUUACAUGUUUAACGAAGUGAAGUAUGAACUUGAAAGUGGACUCCAUGAAGCACUGGUGGAAAGGAAAAUUAAAAUAAUCUUAAUUGAAUUUGCACCCAUCAGUGACUUCACAUUCUUGCCCCAAUCACUAAAGCUUUUGAAAUCUCACAGGGUACUGAAGUGGAAGGCUGACAAGUCUCUCUCAUAUAACUCAAGGUUCUGGAAAAACCUUCUUUACCUGAUGCCUGCGAAAAUGGCCCGGCCACGUAGAGGUGAAUGUGAAGCCGAGCCGGUGCUUGCCAGGUCCUGUCCUUAGGGAAGUGCGUGUGGGCGAGUUGCAAGCUCUGGGGGCUGAGGAAGGAGCCUGCUCCAACCAUGGCUGUGGCACCUCCAUUUCACUCCACGGAAAUCCCGCUCCCAGUUCCGCCAUGAAGCUUCACUGGGCUGGGCUGCCGGGAGGAGGCCCCAGCGAGCUGCCCAUGUCCCAGAAGACCCUGGACGCUACAGAAGUGGCUCUCCUCUCUCCCCCUCUUUCACAACUGGGUAUGCGGCUGGGAAUUAUGUAACAUGCCGCGUGCCUUACCAAAAGGGCACAUCUGUAAGCAUUUUGAAUGCUACCCGUUGAACUAAAGGAUUUUAAAUUUAUGAACAGGCUUUUCUAUGAGCCAGUAGGGGACAUAGUGAUGGGCACAGUGCAGACACCAUCACUCUCCCACAUAAGCCACCACCUCUUACACCGGGACGGUGCUGGGGGGUGCUGGCUGCGGGCUGGUGCAGGGCAGGGCAUGGGGAGCCGCGUGGGGAGCCACGUGGCAGGGCCAGGCUCCGGGUGUGCUCCGUGUGGCCUGGCCACAGCUGCAGGCCAGGGGUUGUUGGAGCCCCACCACGGCCCUGUGCUGGGCAUGCUUCACUGGGCCUAUUUGUAGGAACUUCUUAAAGGCAACCCCAAACAACUAUCUUUGAGGAUAAACACAAGUUUUAAUUAAACAACUUUAAUUAAAAGAUCUUAAUUAAUUUUCCAGAUCUUUCCAAGUUGGUAAAAAACAUUUGUUGAUUCUACACAAAUAUUUACGUACAGGAUGAGUGCCAGACCAUAUUAUCCGUUAGGCAACAAAAAAGGAUAGUUACUUGCUUGAUUUGUUAGAAGGUUACAUAUUACAUGCCUGUGGUGAGGGCAGCAUGGCUGGUGGUUUGGUGUGAGCUGUGCAGCCAGGAUGUCUGAGCUCAAGUCCUGGCUUUGCUGCUUGCUUCUGUGAAUCCUGGACUCUUUCCUAGCGGAUCUGUGCCUCAGUUUCCUCAUCUGUAAAAUUAGAAUAUAUGAUAACUAUACCUACUUCAGGGGCACUACAUGAAUAAAAUCCCUACAACAGUU
Eptesicus fuscus (big brown bat) is the source of this 2978-nucleotide messenger RNA. It is a transcript of the gene IL18R1, whose product is annotated as interleukin 18 receptor 1. Bases 300 to 1922 code for a protein of 540 amino acids. The record is from RefSeq and is a predicted model, not a curated record. Gene Ontology annotation, biological process: interleukin-18-mediated signaling pathway; positive regulation of type II interferon production. Gene Ontology annotation, molecular function: interleukin-18 receptor activity; interleukin-18 binding. The transcript has 11 exons. NCBI's taxonomy places the organism in Eukaryota, Metazoa, Chordata, Mammalia, Chiroptera, Vespertilionidae.